Molecule: messenger RNA, 2738 nt
Organism: Nothobranchius furzeri (turquoise killifish)
Lineage: Eukaryota; Metazoa; Chordata; Actinopteri; Cyprinodontiformes; Nothobranchiidae
Gene: fhdc3
Product: FH2 domain containing 3
Source: RefSeq, a predicted model, not a curated record
UUCCCUGCACCUGCAGCUGCGUGUUUGUUACAGACCGACAACGGUCGUGUGGAAGACCGCAACGCCAGACCGGAGAGGGACCUUUUAAAACAUCUAAGCUGUAAAAAAUCACCAUCAGAGUGGAGACUUCCCACCAUCCACUGUGAGGCGUGAACAUGGAGGGAAUGCUGCUUUUUAAAUCCGCUUCUCCUCGGUUGCCUCUGGACACUCGAGGAGAUUCCGCUCUCCAAACAUCUCCUGGAGUUCCCACCAUACAUAUUACAGCCAUACCACCACUGCCUCCUCCUCCUCCACUCCCACCACCUCCUCUUCCUCCUUCUCCCAAUCUUCCACUUACUCCAUUUAGCUCUUGUGGUGAACGAAGACCCUCUAUGAAAAAGCUGAACUGGGACACAAUUCCAAGCCACCAUGUUGUUGGCAAGCUGAACGUGUGGACGUCCCAGCGAUCUCAGAGAGACCUGGUGCUGGAUAUUCAAGCCAUGGAAGAGUUGUUCAGUCACGCUGAUAAACGUGCUUCUGUCCGCAGCUCAAGAGGCUUGGGUCUGAGAAAGAAGGAUGGCACAGACCUCUGUGCGCAAGAUCCUCAGGUUACAAUCCUGGACUCUAAGAGGAGUAUGAACGUUGGGAUCUUCUUGAGACAUUUCAAGAGGCCUGUGGCAGAAAUAAUAGAGGACGUCCGUCAAGGAAACUGGCUCCGGUUUGGAACCGGCAAACUUAAAGAGCUGUGUAAACUGCUGCCAGAGGAAAAUGAGAUGAAGAAGCUGCUGUCGUUCAGGGGAAACCUCUCGACUCUACCCGAGGCUGACCAGUUUAUGGUGAAACUUGUCAAAGUGCCAGGAAACUACAUUAGUCCUUCGUUUAGAUACGGGGAACGACUGAAAGCCAUGGUUCUGAGGGAGGAAUUCUUUCCUGCUAUGGAGGAAGUGAAGAACGCAGUUUGUGUCCUGACUAAAGCGGCUAAUGAACUUUUAGACUGUGAUGACCUGCAUUCAGUGAUUCGACUGGUGCUGAAAGCAGGAAAUUACAUGAACGCUGGUGGUUACAGUGCCAAUGCUAUUGGAUUCAGAAUGACCUCCCUGCUCAAACUGGCAGACACCAAAGCCAACAAGCCAGGCAUGAACCUCAUGCACUAUGUUGCCAAGCAAGCAGAAGACAUCGACACAGAGCUGCUGAUGUUUCCUAAAAAGUUACUUCACAUUGGGAUGGCAUCAAGAAUUUGUAAGGAUGAUGUAGUUGCAGAUUUUACGCUGGAAGUUCAGAAGAUUAAAGAAGUGCAGAUGUUCAGCAGCCGACAGCCUGGCCUUUUGCAACAAAUGGAGCAAUUUCUUCAGAGGGCUGAGGCCAAGCUUGCAGAGGUGGAGACGUUUCUUCAGGAACUGAAAACUCUGAGCUUUGCUGUUGCUGACUUCUUCUGUGAAGACCCUGCAGUCUUCAAACUAGAGGAGUGCUGCUCAAUAUUUCACUCUUUUUGUAAGAGGUUUGACACGGCUGUGAAGGAGAAUCGGGAGAGAGAAGCAGCUGAAGAACGACACAAGCGAACGGAGAGCUUCCGUAUAGCUUCCAAACGCCACUCUACAUCAUCUUGUUCAGUACUCGAGUCUAACGAAGAACCUGCGUGUCUGGAGUCAGCGCUGCACAGUCUGCUUGUCAAAGUCCCAGAUGGUUUAUCCAGAAGUAGGAGAAACCUAGCUCUUCCUCGUAAAGGAGCUCUUUCUAGCAGCAGCUCUCAAAAAGCGGAAGGGAAAACUUCAUGUAUGAGCCAGGAGAGCCCAGAGAAAAAGCAACCAAAACUGCUGGAACAAGACCAGGAAAACUUGAAAGAAGCUGAGAAAAUGCGUGAGAUUACUCGUAAGGUGCUCAAGUACCAAAACAGCAAAGGUGUCCGUGACGAUGACGCAGUUAAAGGAAGUCCUCGUCGUUCAGAGACGAAACAAGACGGGCCUGCUACCCCAAACACCCCUCCUUCUAUAACGAGAGACUACGUCUUCAACAAUAACGGGAAAUUGGGUUCCCCUUGGACCAUUCUCAGCCCUCUCACCUCCAGAAAAAGACAAACCCGCCGUUCGUCAUCGUCAUCCAGCGAAAAUGAUCUUGAUGACAGAAUCUGGGACAGUGAUGACGAGAAGGAUUCUUCACUUGAUACUUGCAGUGGAAACAGUUCGAGUUCUCAAUCAGGAGGAACCGUGUCUCUUCCUGAGUACUUCCGUCGGAAAGCUCUGUCACAGGCUCGACUCCUCAGGUCUGCUUCUGUGAAUGAAACUUCACGAUCUCCAGCCACAGGCUUUCGGCUGGGGUACUUGUUCCAGAGGAGCACGUCUCAAAGUUCUUACUCCCCUGGGUCAGGGAACACUACCACGAGAGAAGAUGGAUCGUACAGCAGGACGGGGAGCCGUGGAGAGGGAGGAUUUACAUCCUUCCUGAAGCGCAUCGGAGGCAGAAAUAAAUUGGAUGAUUUGGAGGAACAAAACUUCAGAGGAUCAAACACUUGAUGUGUGUGUGCGCGUGCGUAUGCGUGUGUGUGUGUGUGUGUGUGUGUGUGUGUGUUAAAUUUAGUCUUUUAAAUGUUUGUAGUUUUAUUCUACUUUUUACUUUUUGUGUUUUUUAGUGGGAACAAGGCAAUUAUUGACUUGCUUUGAACACUACUGAUUUUUGGUGAUCAGUCAGUCUGCAAAAUCCCAACAGCUGUCUUUUUAUUUUUUUGUUAUUUUGUGCACAAUAAAGAUUGAUAUUCUAAAUAA